CAGGUAGGCCUGGGCGCGCGAUGGGGCGCGGGAGUCCAUCCGGCGGGCAGCGCGCGGCGAGUGGACGCGCACGGCUGGCGGAACGCAGGCAGCGCCGAGGGCAGCCAGGCGAACGCUGGGGCUUCGGCGGGGCCUGUCGGAGGCGGGGCAGGAAGGCCCGUGCAGCGCCUUAGCCUCGCCGGGCGUGGGGAGGGGGCUCGGCCCGCGGUCCCCGCUGGGGGUGCCCCCCCACCCCAGGCCGCUUCAGAGGACACGUGUCAGUACGUUGUCGUCUCACCCCAUGUCAUAGCCCCUCCCCCAGGCCUGGAAUCCCCCGUCCGUCAGGCUCCAUUAUCCCCAGGCCCAACCCCCCGCUGACCCGCGCGCGGUCCCAGCCGGAUCCCUCUCCUCCCUGGCCCGUCUCCCUGGGCGGCGAGCGGCCCGGCCCCCGCAGAAGACACUCGUCAGCACGUUCUUACCCCUGUCAUCUCAUCCCUCUGCCUAACUCACCCCAGGCCUAGGGACUCCGGCCCAUUGUCCCCGGACCCAGCCCCUCGCUGACCGCAGGCUCGGCCCUAGCCCCCGCCCGGCGCGUCCCCCCCGGCAACGCGCCGCGACCCGGGAUGCAGCCCGCAAGCUGGGCGACCGUCAGGGAGGCGGCGGGCCGUGACGUGCUGGCCGCCGACCUCCGCUGCAGCUUCUUCGCCUCGGCCCUGCAGAGCUACAAGCGCGACUCGGUACUGCGGCCCUUCCCCGCAUCCUAUGCCCGCCACGACUGCAAGGACUUUGAGGCCCUGCUUGCAGAUGCCGGUAAGCUACCCAACCUGAAAGAACUUCUCCAGUCCUCAGGAGACAAAGACACAUGGGCCUGGGACCUGGUGAACUGGAUUUUAUCCUCAAAGGUCCUGACAAUCCACAGUGCAGGAAAGUCAGAGUUUGAAAAGAUCCAAAAGCUGACUGGUGCCCCUCACACGCCUGUCCCCGUGCCGGACUUCCUGUUUGAAAUUGAGUACUCCGACCCAGCCAACGCCAAAUUUUAUGAGACCAAAGGAGAACGAGACCUAAUCUACGCCUUCCAUGGGAGCCGCCUAGAAAACUUCCAUUCCAUCAUCCACAAUGGCCUGCACUGCCACCUGAACAAGACAUCCUUGUUCGGGGAAGGGACCUACCUCACCAGUGACUUGAGCCUGGCUCUCAUUUAUAGCCCCCAUGGCCAUGGGUGGCAGCGCAGCCUCCUGGGCCCCAUCCUUAGCUGUGUGGCCGUGUGCGAGGUCAUUGACCAUCCAGACGUCAAGUGCCAAACGAAGAAGAAGGAUUCCAAGGAGAUAGAUCGCAGGAGAGCGAGGAUCAAGCACAGUGAAGGGGGAGACAUCCCUCCAAAGUACUUUGUGGUCACCAAUAACCAGCUCCUGCGAGUGAAGUACCUGCUGGUGUACUCACAGAAGCAGCCCAAGAGGGCUUCAAGCCAGCUCUCCUGGGUUUCCAGCCAUUGGUUUACGGUCAUGAUAACCCUGUAUCUGCUGCUGCUGCUCAUAGUGAGUGUCAUCAACUCCUCAGCUUUCCAACACUUUUGGAAUCGCGUGAAGAGAUGAUCUUUCUGGGCCUGGUGUGGGGACCACCGCAACCAUGUGCCUUAUGAUAACUUGUUCUGUCCCUCCUGGGCCUCACAUCCAGCCAGGUCAAGCCUGGGGGCCAGUUGGGGACCACAGGACAAUUUUUAUAUGCCAUAAAUGUAUCAAUUGCCUUUGAUGAUGCUCUCAGCCACACUAGUCAACGGAGGCUACUGGCCCCUCACUCUUAGGUUUUGGGGGAGAUUUCCUGUCUGCGCCUUCCUAAAUAGUCUUAGGGAGUUGGCUUUUUUGCCAGGGCCAAAGGAGAAAGUCCUGCUGCAUUUAAAAACAAAGUGUCCAAGCUGUCAGUGGGGUGUUUACAAUUGCUUCUGGCGGACUUUGGCCCUUCUCUAACGCCUUCUGGAAGGCGGAAAUGUGUAGUAGGGACUAUAAAUCACUAGGCGUUUGCCUUGUUUUGACUUGAGAUACCCUAGAGGAACAGUCAUGUUUCCCAUAAAAAUCGGUGGGAUUGUUUUGAAUUCCAUCAGCCUUUGUAUGUGAGUGCAAAACACUUCCACAGUUUUCUCACAUCAACAGAUAGCCUUCUGCUACAGCUGUAACCCCUCCGCCCCAACCAUGGAUGAGAAAGGAAGGAGUCAGAGAACUGAUAGAAAACAAAGAGCAACUCAAGUCAUCUUUUUCUAAAAAUUACCAACUGCUGAUUACAGCUGAAAUGGAACCAAGUGUUUGUUUUCUGAUUUUUUUUUUUUUUAAAAGUAGCUAUUUGACAAAUUCGUCUUUGUGAGCUGAGUAAAAGGGGAAAUUUCUAAACCUAGAGCACCAUUUGGCCAGUGUCCCCAGCCUCUUUCCUGGCCGUGUUUUAGAGAGAAGGAUUUGAGCUGCAGGCCUGCCUCCUGCUCUCCUUCUCACGAACCUGCCUUGAUUGUGGCCUGUUAGCCACAAGUGCCACGGUGCAGGCCUUCUGUGGGCGGCUCGCCUUUGAGAUAGAGGCCUGCCUCGGUGUGCCACAGAUGUGUGUGGGCUGAGCCUCCCUCACAGGGCCCGCAAGUCUCUGGGACUCAGCCUGGGCUUUAAACGUUCAGGAAAAGCCUCAGGCUGCUCAGAGAGCCCUGGUUCUACCUGCUGUAUUCUCUGCCCCUCCUUCCUGCCCCGUGUCAGCUGUCAUGGAGCCCUAUCUGAUUUAGGGGGGAGAUUUCUGUAAAGAAUGUGGAAAUUCACUUUUCUAUAAUUUGUGAGGUUGUGAAAAAGCCACUAUCAUGGUUUUUACAUUGAAUAUUGGAGCACUUCAGAAAUAAUAAAGGUAUUUUCCUAAUUU
This is a messenger RNA of Balaenoptera musculus (blue whale), 2865 nucleotides long. RefSeq names its product poly(ADP-ribose) polymerase family member 16 (gene PARP16). Gene Ontology annotation, cellular component: nuclear envelope; membrane; intracellular anatomical structure. The record is from RefSeq and is a predicted model, not a curated record. Gene Ontology annotation, molecular function: NAD+ poly-ADP-ribosyltransferase activity; protein serine/threonine kinase activator activity; kinase binding. The transcript has 6 exons. Bases 603 to 1571 code for a protein of 322 amino acids. NCBI's taxonomy places the organism in Eukaryota, Metazoa, Chordata, Mammalia, Artiodactyla, Balaenopteridae. Gene Ontology annotation, biological process: endoplasmic reticulum unfolded protein response.